Messenger RNA from Brachypodium distachyon (stiff brome), 1376 nucleotides. Its product is annotated as probable carboxylesterase 15. Gene Ontology annotation, molecular function: hydrolase activity. The transcript has a single exon. The record is from RefSeq and is a predicted model, not a curated record. NCBI's taxonomy places the organism in Eukaryota, Viridiplantae, Streptophyta, Magnoliopsida, Poales, Poaceae. Bases 71 to 1126 code for a protein of 351 amino acids.
AUGAACUCCAGUUGCCUCUGAACCAAUCAAGUUGUUUGGGUAGUAGCUUGUUGUCCUAGUUUACCUGCGUAUGCGUACCGGAGACAUGGAGCCGGCGGUCGUCGAGGUGGAAGCGACAGCGCCGCCGCACGUAGUGGAGGACUGCCGCGGCGUGCUGCAGGUGCUGAGCGACGGGACCGUCGUCCGGUCCUCAGCGUCGCCGUACGCGGUGGAGGACCGCGACGACGGGCGCGUGGAGUGGAGGGACGCCGCGUACGGCGGCAGCCGUGGCCUCGGCGUGCGCAUGUACAGACCAAAGCCGCCCCGGGAGCGGCAAGGGAAGAAGCCCCUGCUACGCGUGCUGGCAUACUUCCACGGCGGCGGGUUCUGCAUCGGCAGCCGCGCGUGGCCGUCCGUGCACGCCUGCUGCCUCCGCCUCGCCGACGAGGCCCGCGCCGUCGUGCUCUCCUUCGACUACCGCCUCGCCCCGGAGCACCGCCUCCCCGCCGCUCAUGAAGACGCCGCCGACGCCCUCCUCUGGCUGCGCGAUCGGCUCGCCCUUACCCCCAACAACGACGAUGACGAUGGCGUCGGCUCGUGGCUCGCGGACUCGGGCGCCGACCCUGGACGGCUCUUCGUGUCCGGUGAAUCGGCCGGCGGCAACAUGGCGCACCACAUGGCCGCGCGCUUCGGCGAUUCGGGGCUCGGCCCCGUGGUGAAGGUCGCAGGGUACGUCCUGAUCAUGCCGGCCUUCACCUCGGAGGCGCCGACCGAGUCCGAGCUCGAAUCGCCGGCCACGGCGGCCCUGAGCCGGGACGUGGCCGAGCGGUACAACCGGCUCGCGCUGCCGGCCGGCGCCAACAAGGACCACCCGCUGAUGAACCCGCUGGGGCCGGACAGCCCCGGCCUGGCCCGUGUCGGCGGUCGCGUGCUCGUCGUCGUCGGCGGCGAGGACAUGCUCAAGGAUAACCAGCUCCGGUACGCGGAGGAAAUGAGGGCGGCCGGGAAUGACGUGGAGCUCUUCGUGCUACCCGGCGAGCAGCACGGCUUCUUCUCCAGUAAGCCGUGGUCAGAGGCGAGCGGCGAGGUCGUCCGUGCCAUCGGGCGGUUCAUGGACAGAGACGCCGCAGCAGCCGGUUCUGACUGAGUUUGGGUUCAUGGACAGCAACGUCGCAGCCGAUUCUGAUCGAGUUCGGGUUCAGCCAGCGGCCGUUGAGGCAGGAAUGGAUUGAUGUGUUCUAUGUUUCUGUAAUUUAGUUUCCGGAGACAAGAUAACCAUUCGUCCAUGUGGCAUAGGAUUUGUAAAAAUUGUACCUUGGUGCGGUCAAGCUUUCCCUUGACAAUGGAUACAUGUCUAAUUUCUAUGCUGUCGAGCUAAUAAGUUUACUUUGUCUCAA